Talpa occidentalis (Iberian mole) is the source of this 1626-nucleotide messenger RNA. RefSeq names its product WAP, follistatin/kazal, immunoglobulin, kunitz and netrin domain containing 1 (gene WFIKKN1). The record is from RefSeq and is a predicted model, not a curated record. The transcript has 2 exons. NCBI's taxonomy places the organism in Eukaryota, Metazoa, Chordata, Mammalia, Eulipotyphla, Talpidae. Gene Ontology annotation, molecular function: transforming growth factor beta binding; serine-type endopeptidase inhibitor activity; receptor antagonist activity. Gene Ontology annotation, cellular component: extracellular region. Bases 1 to 1626 code for a protein of 541 amino acids. Gene Ontology annotation, biological process: negative regulation of transforming growth factor beta receptor signaling pathway.
AUGCCGGGCCUGCGGCUGCUGCUGCCGCUGCUGCUCCUCGCGGGGCCGGCCUCGGGGGCCAGCCUGCCGCCGGGGCGCGGGGCGCACCCGGGCCUGUGCCCCAACCAGCUCAGUCCCAACCUGUGGGUGGACGCGCAGAGCACCUGCGAGCGCGGAUGCAGCGGGGACCAGGACUGCGCGGCCGCCGAGAAGUGCUGCACCAACGUGUGCGGGCUGCGGAGCUGCGUGGCCGCGCGCUUCCCCGACGGCGGCGCGCCCGCCCCGGCCGCCUCGUGCGCGGGCGUCGCGUGCGCGCAGCAGGGCGCGGCCUGCGACCUCUGGGACGGGCAGCCCGUGUGCCGCUGCCGGGAGCGCUGCGAGAAGGAGCCCCGCUUCACCUGCGCCUCCGACGGCCUCACCUACUACAACCGCUGCUACAUGGACGCCGAGGCCUGCCUGCGCGGCCGGCGCCUGCACGUCGUGGCCUGCAAGCACGUGCUCCGCUGGCCGCCCAGCAGCCCGGGCCCGCCCGCGCCCAGCGCGCCGCCGCCGCCCGGGGAGGCCGCCGUGCCGCCCGCGCUCUACAGCAGCCCGGCCCCGCAGGCGGUGCUCGUGGGCGGCACGGCCAGCCUGCACUGCGACGCCCGGGGCCGCCCGCCGCCCGCCGUGACCUGGGAGAAGCAGAGCGGCCCGCGCGAGAGCCUGAUCCUGCGGCCCGACCAGAUGCACGGCAACGUGGUGGUCACCAGCCUGGGCCAGCUGGUGCUGUACAACGCGCGGCCCGACGACGCGGGCCUCUACACCUGCACGGCGCGCAACGCGGCCGGCCUGCUGCGCGCCGACUUCCCGCUGUCCGUGCUGCCGCGCGAGCCGGCCGCGCCCGCGGGCCCCGCCGCCUGCCUGCCCUCCGCGCCCGCCUGCGCCGGGCCCGCCUCCGGCCGCGUGCUCUGGCACUUCGACGCGCAGCGCGGCGGCUGCAGGACCUUCCCGGCCGGCGGCUGCGGCGCCCGCGGCUUCGACACCUACGAGGCCUGCCAGCGGGCCUGUGCGCGCGGCCCCGGGGACGCCUGCGCGCUGCCCGCCGUGCAGGGCCCCUGCCAGGCCCGCGAGGCGCGCUGGGCCUACAGCCCGCUGCUGCAGCGCUGCCAGCCCUUCGUGUUCGGCGGCUGCGAGGGCAACGGCAACAACUUCGAGAGCCGCGAGAGCUGCGAGGACGCCUGCCCCGGGCCGCGCGCGCCGGCCUGCCGCGCCUGCCGCCCGCCGGGCCGCCUGGCGCCGAGCCUGUGCCGCAGCGACUUCGCCGUCGUGGGCCGCCUCACCGAGCUGCUGGAGGAGCCCGAGCCCGGCGGCGGCGGCGGCCUGGCCCGCGUGGCCCUGGACCACGUGCUCAAGGACGACAAGAUGGGCCUCCGCCUCCUGGGCACGCGGUACCUGGAGCUCACGCUGAGCGGCAUGGACUGGGCCUGCCCCUGCCCCAACGUGACGGCGGGCGGCGGCCCGCUGCUGCUCAUGGGCGAGGUGCGCGACGGCGCGGCCGUGCUGGACGCGGGCAGCUACGUGCGCGCCGCCAGCGAGAGGCGCGUCCGCAAGAUCGCGGAGCUGCUGGAGCGCGGCGCCUGCGAGCUGCUCGGCCGCUUCCGAGACUAG